AUAUCUAUUCUCCAGAGAGAGAGAGAGAGACAGAGGUUGGGCUCAGAGCAUAAUCACCAACUCUCUAACCAGAGCACCAUAAAAAGCAAAACAAUGUUGAGCCUCUCAAUUGCUACACCACUUCCCAAACCUUCCCUUCCACUUCCUAAAUCCGGGUUCGCCGGCAUCCAACUCAACCAAACAUGCCUUCUCCCGCCGCUUCGAGUUCGCCCCCGGACGGCGUACAGGGCCGCCAGGACUCCGGCGGCGUCGGUGGUGAUGAUGGCGAAGAAGGACGAAGAAUUGAAGGAAAUCAGAGGACUGACCACCGACGAGAUCAACGAGCAGGUUGUUGACCUUAAAGGCGAGCUCUUCAUGCUUCGCCUGCAGAAGUCCGUCAGGAAUGAGUUCAAGUCCAGCGAGUUCCGCCGUAUGCGCAAAAGGAUUGCACGCAUGUUAACAAUUAAGCGUGAGAGAGAGCUUGAAGAGGGUAUCAACAAGAGGUUAUCAAGAAAGCUUGACCGGCAAUGGAAGAAAAGCAUUGUUGUCAGACCACCUCCGUCUUUGAUCAAGUUGCGAGAGGAAGAAGCAGCCGAAGAAGCUGAGAAAUCUGCUUGAGACAAUCAAACACAGCUCUGGAGAACUUUCUUUGGUACCUCAAAUUUUCAGAUAAUUUUGUAUAAUGUCAGUAUCUGUACUUGAUUCUGUUUCCUUUUCAAUGUCAUCUUGGAAUUAUGAUUAGCAUGAUUGUAAGUUCCCUGAAUACUGUUUGAAAUGAAGAGUUAUUCAGAAUUAUAGGUUUCAUGUUUAUCCAUUCUGCUUUGUCAACAGUAUAGCCUAAAGCAGUCUAAAACCUGCUUGAGAAAGGACAUAAGAAAAGGAGAGCUUUUAUAGCUUCUACUUGAUUUUCCUAUAUUCUUGGGCUGGACUAAGGCAGCCAUUAAUCAAAAGCUUCAGCCUUU
This is a messenger RNA of Linum trigynum, 941 nucleotides long. The record is from the annotation of a GenBank genome assembly. NCBI's taxonomy places the organism in Eukaryota, Viridiplantae, Streptophyta, Magnoliopsida, Malpighiales, Linaceae.